Molecule: messenger RNA, 712 nt
Organism: Abrus precatorius (Indian licorice)
Lineage: Eukaryota; Viridiplantae; Streptophyta; Magnoliopsida; Fabales; Fabaceae
Product: histidine-containing phosphotransfer protein 1-like
Exons: 7
Coding region: 88-546 (152 amino acids)
Biological process (GO): cytokinin-activated signaling pathway; phosphorylation; phosphorelay signal transduction system
Cellular component (GO): nucleus; cytoplasm
Molecular function (GO): protein histidine kinase binding; histidine phosphotransfer kinase activity
Source: RefSeq, a predicted model, not a curated record
GAAGUAAGUGAGUGGUCAAAUUACGGUUCAAGAAAUCCCUUUUGGGUCUGCGUGUAGCUACUUAUAUAAGAUCCGGUGCUAGAGAAAAUGACCAUGGAUGUGAAUCAUUUGCAGAGGAAGCUACGCGACCACCAAGCUGCUCUGUUUCAACAGGGGUUUCUGGAUGAUCAGUUCAGCCAGCUUCAGAAACUGCAAGAUGAUAGCAGUCCAGAUUUUGUGAUUGAGGUUGUCACUAUGUUUUUUGAUGAUUCUGAGAAUCUCCUCAACAACAUGGCACGUGCUUUAGAACAAAAUCCCGUUGAUUUCAAACAAGUAGAUGCUCAUGUCCAUCAAUACAAGGGAAGCAGUGCCAGUGUUGGAGCUGCAAGAGUUAAAAAUUUGUGCGCCUCCUUCAGAAAUUUUUGUGAGGCUAAGAACCUGGAAGGGUGUGUGAGAUGUCUGCAACAAUUACAGCAGGAGUACUCUCUACUGAAGAACAAUCUUCAAUACUUGUUCAGGCUGCAGCAAGAGAUCAAGGCUGCUGGUGGUUCUAUUCCCACACAAUAGAGUAGAUGGAGGUGACUUGAUUGCCAACAGGUGAAAAUGAUAACAAAGUGAAGCUUUUGAUGGAGUAGUGAUUUGUUCUUUUCCUUUUCUUGGAUUAUUCGUUCAGAAUUAUGUCAACAGUUUGAAUGAUGAGACAGUGCUGAUGUGAAUAAGCUUUUCUUCCCUA